AUGUCGCCACCUAUCGCCACCUACAAUGACUUUGAAGGCGGAUUCGCUGCCACCAAAGAACUGAAGGGCGUGCCCGAGAUCAAGAAAUUGACUCUCAACGGCAAUGCCAAUGCCAACGACAAUGGCACGCACACCAAGCUUUUGGACGACUUCGGCGGCAAAUGGGAUGCUUUCAAAUUCGCUCCCAUCCGCGAGUCUCAGGUCUCUCGAGCCAUGACUCGCCGCUACUUUGCCGACCUCGACCGGUACGCCGAAUCGGACGUGGUCAUUGUCGGUGCCGGCUCUUGUGGGCUUUCCACCGCCUACACUCUGGCAAAGGCCCGUCCAGACCUCAAGAUCGCCAUCAUCGAGGCUUCCGUGUCGCCCGGUGGCGGCUGCUGGCUCGGCGGGCAACUCUUCUCCGCCAUGGUGUUGCGCAAGCCGGCCGAGGAAUUCUUGAACGACAUUGGCGUCCCCUACGAAGACGAGGGCAACUAUGUUGUGGUCAAGCACGCGGCAUUGUUCAUGAGCACCUUGAUGAGCAAGGUUCUGGCCAUGCCCAACGUCAAGCUGUUCAACGCCACCUGCGUCGAAGACUUGGUGACUCGUCCGGCUGCGGACGGAGGAGUCAGAGUGGUGGGUGUGGUGACCAACUGGACUCUGGUCACCUUGCACCACGACAACCACAGCUGCAUGGAUCCCAACACCAUCAACGCCCCGCUCGUGAUCAGUACCACCGGCCACGAUGGUCCCUUCGGAGCCUUCUGCGCCAAACGUCUGGUCAGCAUGAACGCCAUUGAGAAAUUGGGUGGUAUGCGUGCGCUCGACAUGAACCGUGCAGAGGAUGCCAUUGUCAAGGGCACUCGUGAGGUCUCUCCCGGUCUGAUCAUGGGAGGCAUGGAACUCAGUGAGCUUGACGGCGCCAACCGCAUGGGACCUACCUUUGGGGCCAUGGUCUUGAGCGGUGUCAAGGCUGCUGAGGAGGCGCUCAAGGUGUUCGAGACCCGCAAGGCCGAAUGCGCAGAGUAG
Capronia epimyces CBS 606.96 is the source of this 1008-nucleotide messenger RNA. Its product is annotated as thiazole biosynthetic enzyme, mitochondrial. The coding region runs from base 1 to 1008 and encodes 335 amino acids. NCBI's taxonomy places the organism in Eukaryota, Fungi, Ascomycota, Eurotiomycetes, Chaetothyriales, Herpotrichiellaceae. The transcript is spliced from 2 exons. Gene Ontology annotation, biological process: thiamine biosynthetic process. The record is from RefSeq and is a predicted model, not a curated record.